AAACAGGAAGCGGCUGGUCUCUGCUCAGCCAUUGCAGUUGUCGUGGCUCAGUAACAAAACACGGAGAAGAAAAAAAAAGGAGAGGAAGACCUGGCUUCUUCUCGCAGGCUCUCUGUUUCUUUCCCCCCCGCUCACCAGAAGACUCACUUACAUGAUUACAAGAGCGAACACGGUUCGGUAAAUUACUCUAACGCCUGAAUAAACGGGAUUCAACAGCUCCGGAUAUGUCAUUCAUAUUUGAUUGGAUUUAUAGCAGUUUCAGUAGUGUACUACAGUUCUUAGGACUGUACAAGAAAUCCGGCAAGUUAGUAUUUCUUGGCCUGGACAAUGCUGGCAAAACGACACUAUUGCACAUGCUUAAAGAUGACAGAUUGGGACAGCAUGUGCCAACUUUACACCCAACCUCGGAAGAGCUGACGAUUGCUGGCAUGACUUUCACCACCUUCGACCUUGGAGGCCACGCACAAGCCCGCAGAGUGUGGAAAAACUACCUCCCUGCCAUCAAUGGCAUUGUCUUCCUUGUGGAUUGUGCAGACCUCACCAGAUUGGCCGAAUCAAAAGCAGAACUCGAUGCAUUAAUGACAGACGAGACCAUCGGAAAUGUGCCUAUUCUGAUCCUGGGCAACAAGAUCGACAGACCAGAGGCCAUCAGUGAGGAGAAGCUGAGGGAACUUUUUGGAUUGUACGGACAGACGACAGGCAAG
Molecule: messenger RNA, 704 nt
Organism: Morone saxatilis (striped sea-bass)
Lineage: Eukaryota; Metazoa; Chordata; Actinopteri; Moronidae
Gene: sar1b
Product: secretion associated, Ras related GTPase 1B
Biological process (GO): intracellular protein transport; endoplasmic reticulum to Golgi vesicle-mediated transport; membrane organization
Cellular component (GO): endoplasmic reticulum exit site; COPII vesicle coat
Molecular function (GO): GTP binding; GTPase activity
Source: RefSeq, a predicted model, not a curated record